UCUAUCUAUAUUAUAAAUAUCCUUCAAAACCCAUUACACAGAGAGACCUUAGAAGGUUGAAAUGGCUGUCAAACAAACCAGUUCUAAGAUAAAACCAUUCACUCUCUGUUUCCUCUCUUUCCUCUUUCUCUCUCUAACUCUCUUUCUUCUCCUAACACUAAAUUUCCAACCAAGGCUGCCUCACCAGGACGACAUUGGCUUCCUCCUUCGCCACGAUGAGUACCCCGAGGUCACCCUCCGUCCGGCGAAUAAAACACCUAGAUGGUACAGUGUGGUUGCUCAAGAGGCCAAGAGAAGAAAAAUCAAGGUUGGUCUGGUUAACAUUGAUGAUCAUCAAAGAUUAGGUCAAAAUGAUGAACAGUUUCUGCAUGGAUUAGCAGAGAUGAUCACCGUUGGAUUUGAUCGUGUGGAUGAUGAUCUCCGGUGGGAAGACUUCUUUCCUGAAUGGAUCGAUGAAGAUGAAAAGUGGGCUACACCAACGUGCCCGGAAAUCCCAAUGCCGCGGUUCGAGGAGUACGGUGAGAUGGACGUGGUUGUAGCUAGGGUUCCAUGUGGUGGCGAUGGCGGUGACGAUGAUGGUGGUGGUGUUAGGAAUGUGUUUAGAUUACAAGUUAAUCUAAUGGUUGCUAAUUUGUUGGUGAGGAGUGGGUGGGAAAAUAAUCAGGAUCGGACGGUGUAUGCUGUGUUUAUCGGUUCAUGUGGGCCCAUGUGGGAGAUUUUUAGAUGUGAUGACUUGUUAUGGAAUGAAGGGGAGUAUCGGGUGUAUAAGCCUGAUUUGAGAAGAUUAAAACAGAAGGUGAUUAUGCCUAUUGGUUCAUGUCAGCUUGCUCCUCCUUAUGCUGAGCCAGGUAGGGAGGUAUGGAGGCGCUAUGCAUCCCACUCAGUACAAAACAUCACUCCUCAAAGGCCAAGAGAGGCAUAUGUGACUAUCCUCCAUUCCUCAGAAACCUAUGUUUGCGGUGCAAUAGCUUUGGCUCAAAGCAUAAUCCAAACCAACUCCACCAAAGACUUAGUCCUUCUUGCAGAUGACUCCAUCUCUCGAAAAUCACUUCAAGGGCUUAGGGCAGCUGGAUGGAAGGUCAAGCACAUUGACCGCAUUCGAAGCCCAUAUGCAAGAAAAGAUGCCUAUAACGAAUGGAACUACAGCAAACUUAGGGUUUGGGAGCUAACAAACUAUGACAAAGUCAUUUUCAUAGACGCUGACCUCAUAGUUCUCAAGAACAUGGAUGGUUUCUUUGUGUAUCCACAGCUUUCAGCUAUUGGCAAUGAUAAGUUUUUAUUCAACUCAGGGGUGAUGUUGGUUGAGCCAUCCAAGUGCACAUUUGAAACCCUAAUGGAGAAAAGGUACAGAGUGGCUUCAUAUAAUGGGGGUGACCAAGGUUUUCUCAAUGAAAUGUUUACAUGGUGGCACCGGUGGCCUUCAAAGGUGAAUCAUCUCAAGAUAUCUAUAGGGGAUCACAAUAAGGUACAUGAUCAAAUGAUCCCUGAGAAUAUAUAUACCAUACAUUACUUGGGUUUGAAGCCAUGGAUGUGCUAUAUGGACUAUGAUUGUAAUUGGGAUAUGUUGGACCGCCAUCGUUAUGCGAGCGAUGCAGCUCACCAGAGGUGGUGGCAGGUUUACAAAGCCAUGCCGAAGAGGCUACAAUCGUAUUGUGCACUUAGUGAAGGAAUGGAUGCAAGGAUAAGAAAGUGGAGAAAGAGAGCUAAGGGUGCUAAUUUUCCUGAUGGGCAUUGGAAGAUCAAGGUGAAAGACCCUAGGCGACUUCACUCCUGAUGUUUGUAUUUGUAAAUUAACAAAGAUUUGAGGGUUCCCUCCAAAGGAAAGGUUCUGAAGAAUGAAUACCAUUAGACAUAGAAUUUUUUUUUUUUCUUUUCAAAAUCACAACUCAAUGGUGAUCUUUGAAAAAGCUACACCAUCUUAAUUACAUAUUUCACAUGCAAAAAGAAUUGCAUAUAGGUCCCUUUUGUAUUUCGAUUGUUGAUUGAUUAAAGUGCAAAUGUAAAGAUUGAACACACAUACCACAUGCGUAUAAGGUCCCUUAUCUUUCUUCCUUUCUUUGAUUCUUUUGAUGUGGUUUUUAACGUGAGAAAAUCU
Molecule: messenger RNA, 2095 nt
Organism: Camellia sinensis
Lineage: Eukaryota; Viridiplantae; Streptophyta; Magnoliopsida; Ericales; Theaceae
Source: RefSeq, a predicted model, not a curated record